AUGAUCUUUUCGUCACAAAUCCUUCUCCACGGCUUAUUGGCUCUCUCUCUCAUCACCUCAAGUGUGUGCCACCCACACAAUCCCAUAUCUACCUUGUAUCAGUUUGAACACGGCUCAUGGCUCGAGAAUUUGGCAAUUGGGCCCUCCAACAGCAUCCUCGCCACGAGACUUGAUAUCCCUGCUCUGUACCAGAUCGCCCUGCCCCCAGCCGUACCGAAACCAUCCGCGAAACUCAUCCAAACAUUUCCUGGAGCGACAGGUGCUCUAGGAAUAACAGAAUACAAGAAAAACCAAUUUCUAGUUAUCCUCGGCAAUUACAGCAUACCAGAUGCACAAGAUUUCCCGGGGACUUAUUCAAUCUGGGAAGUGAGCUUCUCCGGCCACGAUCUUAACCACAUCUCCUCGAAAAAAGUCACCGACAUCCCCGAAGCAAUGUUCCCAAACGGGAUGACGAACUUGCCUCACACAGGAACUGUCCUUAUUGCAGACAGCAUGGCGGGGGUCGUAUACCGACUCUGUCCCGAGACUGGGGAACGCGAAGUUGUCCAUGACGAUCUCAGUAUGCAUCCACCGGCCGGAACCACCUUGGGUGUGAACGGUAUUCACGUUAUCACUAUUUGCGAAGAGACGUUCCUGUACUAUACCAGCAGUCUGAAGGAAACUCUCGGCCGAGUCAGGAUUGACCCUAUCAGUGGACGGGCUGUUGGUCCGUAUGAGACUUUGACAACGGGUGUCUGGGGCGACGACUUUGCGUAUGAUUCAAAGACGGGGGAUAUUUAUAUUUCUGGGAAUUUCGCAAAUAUUAUUACGAGGGUCAGCCGGGAUGGUGUCAAGGAGGAUGUCAUUGGUUCUCCAUACCAGCUGACUGUGGCUGGGACGACAAGUAUGGUGUUUGGAGGAAAGGGGAAGAGGACUCUAUAUGCAGUAACAUCGGGGGCACUGGCGUCACCUGUCAACGGGACCGUUACUGAAGGUGCGAAGCUGGUCGCAAUUGAAGUCGACAAGAUUUAG
Messenger RNA from Penicillium griseofulvum, 1011 nucleotides. Its product is annotated as SMP-30/gluconolactonase/LRE family protein. The transcript has a single exon. Lineage: Eukaryota; Fungi; Ascomycota; Eurotiomycetes; Eurotiales; Aspergillaceae. Bases 1 to 1011 code for a protein of 336 amino acids. The record is from RefSeq and is a predicted model, not a curated record.